UGGGGAGCCCCUCCGGCCGGCGCGCGGCCUCCAGUUCCCCUGUGGGCUCCAGACUCCUCCCUUCACCUCCUUUCUUCCCCGCCCCCCACCGUCCCCUUCUCUGCUUUUUCCCCUGUCCUGUUCCCUCUCACCCCGCACGGCCUUCCCCGCCCUCGCCUCUCUCUGCCUGGGUUUUGGUCUGGUCUGGCAGGAAGGUGUCAGCUCAAACGUUCCCUUUUUGCUUCUGUCAUGGGGUCUCGGGUUAGGCCGGGUCAGCGCCUGGGGGAGGCACCCCCUCCCCCCACCAAACCUACAAGAGCUGCAGAGAGACGAGGCGGCGGCUGCUGUGCUGGGUGCAGUGAGGAGGAGGCCCUCGGUGGUGCCCAUGGCUGGCCAGGACCCCGCGCUGAGCACGAGUCACCCGUUCUACGACGUGGCCAGACAUGGCAUUCUGCAGGUGGCAGGGGACGACCGCUUUGGAAGACGCGUUGUCACGUUCAGCUGCUGCCGGAUGCCACCCUCCCAUGAGCUGGACCACCAGCGGCUGCUGGAGUAUUUGAAGUACACGCUGGACCAGUACGUCGAGAACGAUUAUACCAUCGUCUAUUUCCACUACGGGCUGAACAGCAGGAACAAGCCAUCCCUGGGCUGGCUCCAGAGCGCAUACAAGGAGUUUGACAGGAAAUACAAGAAGAACUUGAAGGCCCUCUACGUGGUGCACCCCACCAGCUUCAUCAAGGUCCUGUGGAACAUCUUCAAGCCGCUCAUCAGUCACAAGUUUGGGAAAAAAGUCACCUAUUUCAACUACCUGAGCGAGCUCCAUGAACACCUUAAAUACGACCAGCUGAUAAUCCCUCCCGAAGUUCUGCGGUACGAUGAGAAGCUCCAGAGCCUGCACGAGGGCCGGAUGCCGCCUCCCACCAAGACGCCGCCCCCGCGGCCCCUGCUGCCCACCCAGCAGUUUGGCGUCAGUCUGCAAUACCUCAAAGACAAAAAUCAAGGCGAACUCAUCCCCCCCGUGCUGAGGUUCACAGUGACGUACCUGAGACAGAAAGGCCUGCACACCGAGGGCCUGUUCCGGAGAUCCGCCAGCGUGCAGACCGUCCGCGAGAUCCAGAGGCUCUACAACCAAGGGAAGCCUGUGAACUUUGACGACUACGGGGACAUUCACAUCCCUGCGGUGAUCCUGAAGACCUUCCUGCGAGAGCUGCCGCAGCCGCUUCUGACCUUCCAGGCCUACGAGCAGAUUCUCGGGAUCACUUGUGUGGAGAGCAGCCUGCGCGUCACCUGCUGCCGCCAGAUCCUACGGAGCCUUCCAGAGCACAACUAUGUUGUCCUCCGUUACCUCAUGGGCUUCCUGCACGCGGUGUCCCAGGAGAGCAUCUUCAACAAAAUGAACAGCUCUAACCUGGCCUGUGUCUUUGGGCUGAAUUUGAUCUGGCCAUCCCAGGGGUCCUCGUCCCUGAGUGCCCUUGUGCCCCUGAACCUGUUCACGGAGCUGCUGAUCGAGUACUAUGAAAAGAUAUUCAGCGCCCCGGAGGCAUCUGGGGAGCACAGCCUGGCACCGCCGCAACAGGGGAGCAGGGCAGCCCCUUUGCAGGAGGCUGUGCCGCGGACACGAGCCACCGGCCUCACACCUACCAUACCUCCGAGUCCCCUGACGGUGGCCAGAAGACGGCUCUAGUGUUGCAAACAUUCUGUGUAUUUCAAGCUACCUCCCACCCCUGUCUGUGCACUGUGUGUUCUGUAAACUUGCCAUCUGUAAAAAUAACCCGGCCUUAGAUGAACUCACAACCUUCUAAUGAAAACUCCAUGCCUCUGGUCCCUGGACUCCGCCAUGGUUCCUGAGCUGUGGACCGGGCUAGAGUAAUGCAUUUGUUAAGAUGGAUGUUUUGAAUCGUAACUCAAUGCGGUUUAACUGAAAACGGGAAUGGAGUGGCUAGGGGCUCGCCCUGCUGCUGCCGCCACGCUGCUGGGUAACACACCGCCCAAGCCCAGUCACUGAAAGCAGCUGCUCCUCAUUAUUGCCCAUGUGUCAGUAGGUCAGCUGGGUGGGUCUGUUCUCCUGCAGGUGUGCCAAGUCCUUCCAAUGGCUGAACAAGGGCACAUUCUCAUAACAUAGGCCCAGGCACACACACAAGCGCUACUGCAGUUUUCAUGCUUUGACUGGCGUCCUGUAUGCUCACAUCCCACUGGCCAAAGCAAGCCUGGUGGCCAAGGCCAGAGUCACUGUGGGAGGGCCCUGCAAAGAGGUGGAUAUGGGGAGGGUGAAGAAUUGGGAAUAAAGCAGCCAAGCUGCCCAAGGGCUCUGGGGUGCGACAGGACUCUGCAAUCAGGCAGGCUGACUCCUCUGGCUAGAUGGGUCCUGUGCGUCCAUCAAAGAUGGCAGAGGAUACAACUCUUAGUGUCACCUUCCCCGCAAAAAAGCCCUAGCUUCACUGUGAUUGGACAAGGUUAGGUCACAUGCUCACCUUGGACCCAUCGCUGCAGCCAGGGAAGGCUCUGAUUGGCUUAGGCCUGAGUCCUGUGCCCCGCCCCCGGGGCCGGGAUGAAGCCCCACCGAGACCUAGCAGGGGGGGAGGAGUGACAGCCUCUGCAGGGGAUUACUCUCGAGCCCCACGCUGCUGUCUCCCCAGCUCUUGCUGCAGGGAGAAGCGGGGGAGGUUUGGGGGAGCAAACAGAAGUCCCCUCCGCAGAGCCCCCGUGGCGGGCCCCCCGUGCCUGCAUGGGGUGUUGACCUAGUUGCGCCGGGACCCCUGUACCCGUUCGGAUGCUUGGGGGAAUCACUGGCAGCCCCAGGCCAAACCCACGCCCAGGGCUCUGCUCUGAACUUGGAGGGUGAGGUCUCCUCGCUGGCCUCCUCCCUUUUCACUUGCAUCUUCCUAUUAUUCUCCAGCCCCUUGUCUGCCGCUGUGUUUUCUACCCUGCUAGUGCUUGCUGUCCUUAAGGGAGGGGCCUGUGUGGCUGCCAAGCGACCCCCCACACCUAUCGGUGCACGGCGGGCACCUCGCACUCCAGGGCAAGCUGGGCCUGCAAGCCAGACAGGGUUCAGCUUUCUUCCAACCAGCCUCGGACCCCCAAUUCCGUCUGAUGUCCAGGUGGCACCACCAUGCCCCUGAGGCCCAGCUAUUCCUUUACCAAAGGCGUGGAUCCUAUUACAGUUUCUUGAAGCUGCUUCUGGGCAGAGGAGAUGGGGCUGAGUCACGAGGGUGCCAGGCUGGUGGGAGCCACUGGCUGAAUCCAUUUUCCUUCUGGGAGAGGAAGGCUCAGUGGCAGCUCCGUGGUGGGGGGGCUGAGCUGGCCCUGCCUUCAGAACAUGGAUGGUGCAGGGUCACGGGCAUGGGGACAGGGAUAGGGAGGGUUGCAGAGUGGCUGUCACGCCCCCGGUAAGCCUCAUGCCAUCCCAGCUAGGGAUGGAGUCCCCAAAUGACACCCCUCUUUGCCCAAGCUCAUAACCUACCUGAGUCACACGGUGUGUUACUGAUGGCGAAUCCCUGAGUUCUGCAGCAGCCUCUAUCUUUGCCUCCUCAGAAGAAAGCGUUCCACUGGGCUCGAUGACUCAUGCCUAUAAUCCCAGCACUUUGGGAGGCCCAGGCAGGUGCAUCACCUUAAGGGAGGGGACUACCCCUCAUAUUGUCUAAUGCCCAAUUUCUGCCUCCAAAGAAAGAAGUAAAAACUAAAAGGCAGAAAUGAAAUCCACAGGCAGACAGCCCGGCGCCACACCCUGGGCCUGGUAGUUAAAGAUCAACCCCUGACCUAAUCGGUUAUGCUAUCUAUAGAUUACAGACAUUGUAUAGAAAUGCACUGUGCAAAUCCCUAUCCUGUUUUGUUCUGAUCUAAUUACCAGUACAUGCAGCCCCCAGUCACGUACCCCCCGCUUGCUCAAUCAAUCACGACCCCUCACACACACCCCCUUAGAGUUGUGAGCCCUUAAAAGGACAGUAAUUGCUUACUUCGGGAGCUCGGCACUUAUAAACCCUUUCCUUCUA
Molecule: messenger RNA, 3968 nt
Organism: Macaca mulatta (Rhesus monkey)
Lineage: Eukaryota; Metazoa; Chordata; Mammalia; Primates; Cercopithecidae
Gene: ARHGAP8
Product: Rho GTPase activating protein 8
Biological process (GO): small GTPase-mediated signal transduction; negative regulation of endocytic recycling
Cellular component (GO): cytoplasm
Molecular function (GO): GTPase activator activity
Source: RefSeq, a predicted model, not a curated record